AUGGCAAAUGCACUGAAGGGCUCAGACCUCGUCUUUAUCACAGCUGGUACGGGUGGAGGAAUAAUGGCAGAUGAUGAAAAUAUUGGUGAUAACCAGCUUGGAAAACAGAAAGUAAUUACUAUUAAAAAAAGGCAACAAAUCAAAGAAAUUAAAAAGUCAGAUUAA
Messenger RNA from Dovyalis caffra, 165 nucleotides. The record is from the annotation of a GenBank genome assembly. Lineage: Eukaryota; Viridiplantae; Streptophyta; Magnoliopsida; Malpighiales; Salicaceae.